Molecule: messenger RNA, 2862 nt
Organism: Manacus vitellinus (golden-collared manakin)
Lineage: Eukaryota; Metazoa; Chordata; Aves; Passeriformes; Pipridae
Gene: CHAF1A
Product: chromatin assembly factor 1 subunit A
Exons: 13
Biological process (GO): nucleosome assembly
Cellular component (GO): nucleus; CAF-1 complex
Source: RefSeq, a predicted model, not a curated record
GUUGCUGUUGUUGCUGUUGCAGCUCGGCUGCCCUUCAAGCGCCUCAAUCCGGUGCCAAAGGAAAAAUAUGAGGUGGAUCCCGAGGUCAAGAAAGUCAAGAGCUCCCCCAGUGCUUUUGAUCCCAGCAAAGAUCCCGCCCUGGACAACGUGGAGAACGACUGCCAGCUGGGCUCCAACGGGAACUUCCCCCCAAAACUCGUCAAUGGCAAAGGUCCCUUAGACCACUUUAUCCAGAAAAACCCCGCAGGUGACACGAGUGACCCUGGGCUCGGCCCUGAGCUGCCCAAGGGCUCUGCCCACGGACUCAGUGAUGGCACAGCCCGGGAUUUGGACUCUGGAGCUGCUUCACCCCCAGCUCGUGGCACGACAGGGCAAGAGGUGACCCAGCUGAGCUGCCCCAGCCUCCCUCCGGGCUGCCAGCCGGCGGAUUCCAGGGAGACCGGCACACCCCGCGGGGAGGAAGGGCUGGCAGGGCUGGGCUGCAAGGACCUGGCGGGCAGCAAGGGCAGCCAGAGCGAACUGAAGGCCGUGCUCUUUGAGGGGAAGGUGCCCGUGGUGCUCCUGGAGGACAUCAUGGCCGGGAAAGGCCCCCAGGGGGCUUCUCCGGGUGGAAGCGCCACGUCGGGGAACGACACCCUGGAAUCCUCUCCCGAGGGGGACUCGGGACUCACCAACUCCUCGCUGAGCUCCGCGAGCUCCCCCGAGGUGCAGCUGGGGGCAGAAUCCAAGAGGAACACGAGUCCUUUGGCUGCCUCCACCCCCCUCAGGAAGGAUCAGGAGAGAGCAGACAAGCUCCAGAAGCUCCAGGCAGAGAGGGAAGAAAAGGGGAGGCUGAAGGAAGAAGCAAAAGCUGCAAAAGAACGAGCCAAGGAGGAGGCAAAGAAGAGGAAAGAGGAGGAGAAGGAGCUGAAGGAGAAGGAAAGGAGGGAAAAGAAAGAAAAAGAGGAGAAGGAGAAAGCGGAGAAGCUGAGGGUGAAGGAGGAGAAGCGCAAGGAGAGGCAGGAAGCGUUGGAGGCAAAACUCGAGGAGAAGAGGAAGAAAGAAGAGGAGAAACGGUUGAGAGAGGAGGAAAAGCGGAUUAAUGCCCAGAAAGCAGAAAUCACGAGGUUCUUCCAGAAACCAAAGACUCCACAAGCCCCCAAGAUCCUCGCUGGCUCCUGUGGGAAGUUUGCUCCCUUUGAGAUCAGGGAGAACAUGGUUUUGGCUCCCCUCAGCCGCGUCCCUCCGGAUCCCGACUCCUUGGAGCAGCUGGAUAAGCUCCUUCCCGCCCAAAAUGGGGAAGUUUCUUUCCUGAGGGACCUAAAAUGUCGGAAACCACGAAAAUCUGGCCCCACUUGGGUCAGGAACAGCAACGACACGGUGAACAGCGACGUGGUGGUGGUGGACAACUGCCAGAGGGACGGCGUUCCCGAGAGGGAGAAGUUUGGGAGGAUGAAGCUGCUGCAGUUCAGCGAGAACCACCGGCCUGCCUACUGGGGCACCUGGAACAAGAGCACCACCCUCAUCCGGGCCCGGAAUCCCUGGGCCAAGGACACUAAACUGCUGGAUUAUGAGGUGGAUAGCGAUGAGGAAUGGGAAGAGGAGGAGCCUGGAGAAAGUCUCUCCCACAGUGAAGAGGAUGAUGAAGAGGAGGGAGAGGAUGAAGAUGAGGACGAUGGGUUUUUUGUACCCCAUGGGUACCUAUCUGAAGAUGAAGGUGUGACAGAAGAGUGUGACCCAGAGAACCAGAAGGUCCGUCAGAAGCUGAAGGCCAAGGAGUGGGAUGAGCUCAUUGCCAAGGGGAAGAGGUUCCACGUCCUCCAGCCUGUGAAAAUAGGCUGUGUGUGGGAAGGGGCAGAGCGGGACAGCAGCGCUAACCCCGACCUCAAGGUUCUCCAGCAGUUCACAGCCUGUGUCCUGGACCCCCCUGUGGCAGAGGAAGAGCAGCAGAUCCAGAAAUGUAGCAAAAAAAGAGCCAGAGAUCAGCAAAUCCUGGGCCACCUCCUGCCGCUGCUGCACGGCAACGUCCACGGGAGCAAGGUGAUCAUCCAGGAAUUCCAGGAGUGCUGCCGGCAGGGACUGUUCCACGGCGUCACCGAGGGCACCAAGGGGGGGAUUCCCGCCGGGAAGGAGGAGGGUGGCCCCGCGCCGGGCACGGCCGUCCCGCAGAGCACCCCCGUGCCCGCCAAGAGGAGGGGCCUGGGCAGCAUGAACAUCACCAGGUUCAUGAAGAGACCACGGGAGGCCGGGCAGGCUGAAGCUGUGGAGAUGGAUGGAUUCCAGGCAGACACUGAGGAGGAUGAGGAAGAUGAUGACUGCAUGAUUGUGGAUGUACAGCCAGCAAAAGACUCUCCAGCUUCAGAAUGCAGUGGUACAAGAGCUGCUCACCAGGACACCAGCAGGGUCAGCCCACCUAAUACAAUUUGAGACUUAAAACCACCUACUAACUCCUCUGUAUGUAUGUAGAAUGGAUUAGAAAACUUUAAAAACCCUGUGUAUCUUCGCCCAAGAUACUUGAAAGUAUUCCACAUUUCUUGUAAAGAGAAGACAGCACUUUGUUCUGCUUCAGCCCAGAUGGAAGCUUAAAUUUUUAUUUUUUUUUUUUUUUUUAGCUCUAGCUUUUUUUAGCUUGGUUCUUUUUUUAAAAAAAAAAAACAAACAAACAACAAACUGCAUAUUAAUCUGUCCUUAAUAAAGCAUUAUUGAAAUUUUGAUACUUCUUUGUAAUGGAAGGUGUAUCUUAAAUUAUCUCUGAAAGUAGCUGAGGGAUUUUUGGGAUAAGCUUAUUGUGAUGCCACUGGGGGAAUGAUGACUGUUCAUAAUGUUGUACAGCGUGGCCUUGGGUAUAAAUGAUGUACAAUUAUAUAUGAAUUUAUGCUCUUG